This is a messenger RNA of Oryctolagus cuniculus (rabbit), 5329 nucleotides long. RefSeq names its product centrosomal protein 68 (gene CEP68). The record is from RefSeq and is a predicted model, not a curated record. NCBI's taxonomy places the organism in Eukaryota, Metazoa, Chordata, Mammalia, Lagomorpha, Leporidae.
CGGGGGGUCGGCCCCGCCCCAAGCGUUCCGCGCUCGUGCGCUCGGGCUGCGGGUGCUGUGUGGGACCUCGGGCUCCGGGUUGGCGCAUGGGGCUUCGGGGGCCGCUCGGAGCGUGCGAAGCGUCGAGGUGCGCAGCCAAAGCAAAGAAGACGUUCUCAUCAUUUUUGCCAUGAAGAACAAACUAGCUGCUCAGCUGGAACACCUGUUUUUGUGAAUGGGACCUGAGAAUUCUCCCUCGAGUUCCCCAGAGAGGAUGCUGCAGUAUGGGAGCUGAAGACUCAGGAGAAACAGCCCGGGGGUCAGCUCAAUGGCCCUGGGUGAAGAAAAGGCGGAGGCAGAAGCAGCUGCAGAAGGGGCCCAGCCCUACAGGAGAUGGAGCCGUGGAGUGGACCCUGCAGGGCCCGUGCGUGGCGAGCAGCCCCUGCGCCUAGAAGCCGAGGGAGGGCCCGCCUCUCCUGUUUGGGGGGCAGAUGGGCUUCCUGCCCCUGCCUGCUGCGCUGGGACUGACUCUGGCAGCCCUUCUGGAGUUUACCGCCUACCGGCCAAUAACAUCCCAGAAGAGGCAGCGCGCUCUGGCCCGCUUCCUCCUGCCAGCAGGGGGCCUCCUGGAGACCCUCCACACUCCGUGGGGAGCCAGAUGGAGGAGCCCAAGCUUUCUGCCUGCAAGGAGCUACCUCAGUCACCUCUUCCCAGAGCUGCAGCUCUUUGCUCAGGACAUGAUGCGGAUACUGAAGACGACCCCUCCCCAGUGGGUUCGCCCCUGGGACGGGGCCUCAGCCAGCAGCCUCACGUCUCAGGUUUCCCUCUCCCAAGGGCCACAGCUGCCCAGCUUGCCAGCUGCAGCCUCUCUGCCUCCUCCACGGGCAGCAGUCUCCAGGAUCACCGAGAGCCAGUGGAGCCUCAGAGUUGCUCCCUGGCCAAGGUCUCCUCCCUAGAGCUGGUGGUCCCACAGGCAGCCCCCUGUCUGCUGAGGCCAGGGCCUCGGCUCCAGUGGUCACCACUGCCCAGGAACUCUGGGGCUGAUUCUUCUGGCCUCAGCAGGAGGCACCUCUCCUUCCAGGCCGAGUACUGGGCCUGCGUGCUGCCAGAUUCCUUGCCUCCUUCCCCUGACCGCCACUCCCCGCUGUGGAACCCAAAUAAAGAGUAUGAAGACCUGCUGGACUACACUUACCCGCUGAGGCCUGGGCCUCAGCUUCCCCAGCACCGGAACAGCCAUGUGCCGGCUGACCCUGUCCUGCAGGACUCGGGGGUAGACCUGGAUAGCUUCUCUGUCUCCCCCGCCAGUACCCUCAAAUCGCCCACUAAUGUCUCCCCGAAUGGCCCACCUCCAGAGGGCACGGCUCUGCCAUUUUCUGUGGCCAGAGAGUCCCACCUUAAGCAGUGGCCCUCUGGGGUACCCCAGAAACAGGGCAACGUGGGAGUGGCACCUUGGAGCCAGUUGGCAUCUACACCCAGGGCUCCAGGCACCAGGGAUGCUCCUUGGGAAAGCAGAGAGUCAACUCCAAGGGGUGCAAAGGACUCGCUCCCCGUGGGCAAGCAUCUCGAAGUGGGUUCUUCCCAGCUGAGGACUUGGGACAGAGGGUGGCCUUUGCCCAGGCCAGAGAAGGAGAAAGGGGCCAGCCAGAGUGUCCGACGGCCUGCCUGCAUGGGGUCUGGAUGGAGAUCAGAAGACGAAGUAGACAGUGACGACGAAUAUCUGGCCUUGCCCACUCGGCUGACACAGGUUUCUAGUUUGCUUUCAUAUCUGGGCUCCUUCCCCACCUUGAUGACCCUUCCUGGUGGGGCUUCCGAAGGGCAGAGCUCCCUGGAAGUGUCGGACAGUGAUGGGCCGGUUUCUCUCCCAUCGGACUCCAGCCAAAGCCAGCUUCCCUCUGAGGCUGCCCUGAGAGGCUCUGGGGGCUUUGAGAGCCAGAACUGCCGUUUUGUGCGCUCCUUUGUCUGUCCCCAGGACUCUGCAGGGGAAGGCAGUCUGGUGAGCAGCCAGGCUCCAGGGGCCUCCUUGCCUGCCGUGUUGGACCCGUGGCCUUCCUCAGCCCUAGCUGCUGAAGGGCGGCUUCCCGGGGACGAAGAACAGGGGCAGGAAUCGCUGGUGCAAUGUGUGAAGACAUUUUGCUGUCAGCUGGAAGAACUGAUCCGCUGGCUGUAUAAUGUGGCUGACGCCACAAACCCCGGGACUCCAUCCAGCCCCAGCCUCGCAGCUCUCAAGUCUUCUCUGCAGCUCUACCGGCAAUUUAAGAAAGAUAUAGACGAACACCAGUCCCUGACAGAGAGCGUCUUACGGAGGGGAGAGAUUCUCCUUCAGUGCCUGCUGGAUAACGCCCCAGUUUUAAAGGAUGUCCUUGGGAGGAUCGCAAGGCAGUCUGGCGAGCUGGAGAGCCAUGCAGAUCGCCUGUAUGACUCUAUCUUAACUUCUGUGGACCUGCUGGCUGGCUGUGCCCUCAUCCCUGAGAACAAGCCAAUGACAGCAAAAGAGCGCCCAAGUGAAAGAGUUUAACCUGGCAGCUUCUCAGACAGAUGCACUGCGUCAACCAAAAGUUGGUUUAUGAGAAGACAACUUUGAAAUGUUCUUGCAAGAGCCAUUUAAUAUUGUCAAGCAGGAAACUUAACUCUAACACAUGAGCUUUAAAAUGCCUUUCUCUUCUUGAAGUAAGGGCUGUUAAGUUACUACCUUUAUUUACAGUGAAUCCUUCCCAAACUAAGGUUUUCUGUUUGGUGCUUCUCUACAAAGAGCACAUGGCUUUGCAAUUUUUGAUCAAAUAAGACAGCUAUUGUCUCCUCUGUCCAAUUUAAAACAGGCAAAGCUCUUAUACUAUUCCACUUACAACUAAGAGAGUUGGUAUUGUCAGGCAUUUUUAUAAAAAAGAACACAACAGACUGAAAAAAGUGAAUGGCUGGCCAGAAACCUUGGGUCUUUCCAUAAAAUGAUGCUUAGGUUUGUAAGUGUGUCUUCAGAGACUUUUACUCUGCACAAGAAAGGGCAUAUAAAUGAAGAGAACCUGUACAGAUUACUUUGGAUAGUUAUGACACCUUUUGUCAUCUCCAGGGCUUAGGUCUCCAGCUUCCUGCCCGUUAUCUUCAAAUGCAUCAGGGACUUGGGAGAACUACCAUUGUCCUUCAGCAUGGCUAUGGGUACUUCUGGAAGAAUUUGUUCCUCCAUUCCUACUCCUCCUCCUACUCUCAGGUCACAGAAGGGAAUGGUUAAAAUCACAUACCCUGGUUAACUACAUAAACUAAACCUGUCAGAGAAGUAAGGGAAUUCUUUGUUGCUUAGGAGUUGACAUUUAAAUAUUUUCAUAGAAAACUACAACAGCAACAACAAUGGAUCAACCACUUAAAACAUCCAUUCUCUAACUUACUGAAGCAAAUGGCCAGUUUUUGCUAACAACCACAGACUCCACAAAAAAGUGCUUUAAAUCUUCUGGUUGGGCCAUGAAUGAAUAUUGGAAAGAAGAAAGCACAGUACACUCACACAGUAGAAACAAAAGUUCUAUGAAAUGUGAUUUUUCUGCUUCAGAAUAUCUCAGACUUUAGAGUCAUGGGAGAAAAGCUGUUAAAUUUUAAUAUUGAAAGAUCAGCCACUCAAUAGUAGCUACACAGAAAAAUAUAGUAUUUCAAGUGCCUGCUGGUACUAUGGCAUGAUCAGAAUUAAACUGCCUUCUGAUUCUACCAUCUCCAUCUUAAUGUUGGUCCCAUACAUAGUGAGAUUUUAAAAAAUGACAUCUCCCUAGGAAAUCACUACCAAUUAUAAGCAUAAAUGUAAAAGUUUAAAAAAAUCUAAAUUGACUUUUUAAAAAGUUAUGUAUAAUGGCCUCUUUUUAAUGGAUACAUUUCAACUUCUUUUUGAUGAAACCGGAACAGGCCUUUGCAACAUAUGUUACAGGACAGCCUUUAGAGUUAAAUAUGUUUAGAUACUGGUAUUUGACAGUCAUGAAAAUAAGUCUGUUGGCAUAAAAACCAGAAGGUGACAAUACCAUAGAAACAAACUGUCCAGUAUUAUACCAUAGAAUACACAAUGUGGCAAUCUCUUGUCAUUCAGCCUAACAUUCAGCUGACAGGAAUUUUCAUAGAAUAUUCUACUUUACCUGGAAGUAAUCCUAAGAUAUUUUUUGUUCAUUCUGUUUGAAAUAAAGUAUGACUGACUAUAGGGUGCUAACUCAAUCUGGUUGUUGAUACCACCAAAGAGUAUGAAACACCUCCCUUAAAAUGGUGAAACUGUCUGAACCAAGAAUAUGUUGCCAGCAUUUCCCCGCACAAACUGGCUAGCUGGUGCAGUAUGCUACCACCCUAGAAUAAAAACUUAGCCCUAUUAAAUUUAUGGAAAUUGAGUCCACAAGGAAGUGGUAAUAAUAGCUGAAUUUGCCUUGCAAUUGCAAUUAACAAUUCUAAACUAAUCCUAGACCUCAGUGGUUGCAGGUCAAUGGCUAAGCUCAUCAGCAGAUGGAAGGUAUUCAAGUGGCUGUUUCAAAGCAUAAAUGGGAACACCAAGCAAGGGCUGAAUGGCAACAUGCAUGCCAGAGGGAGCUUCAGGUGGGAAGUUACUGCUCAUAUUAAUACUGGCUUUAAAGAUUUCCCAGAGCUUGCUACUGCUUUGAGUUUAGAACACUCUUCACUGUAAGUUAAUUUAUGGCAUCUACCUUUAAAACAUGACAGUUGAUAAUUCCCUUUAAGAAGUAAACAGAUUAUAUUAAAGCCAUUUCUUGAAAUGUUUGUACUUGAAAAUGGAAGUAGAAAUGGGAAUUUUUUUUCAAAACUGCAUUUAUUGGCAUAGACAUAAAAGCAGGUAGUGAAGCAUGCUAAACUGUUUGGUUAAGUCCUAAGCUUGGAUGUCAUAGGGGGAAAAGUACUAGAAUUUCCCAAACUGUCUGUAAAUAUGUUCACAUCUUAAAUUCAUGCGUGUGUUCUGCUAACUCACUAAUAAGCUGAUGGUGUGAACAACUUUUGCUGUAUAAAGCUGAAGUGCAUGGCAUCACAUGGUUUACCUUUUGAAACAUUUAGCUACUUUUUAGAAGUUUCUGAUCCUUCCCCUUUAUAUACUGUAUUGGUUGCAUAAAACCAAACCUUUUGAAACGUUAAAAAAAAAUCCUUCACCCAAAUGAUUAUUGGUAACUUCAGGAAUUUGUCAGUUGCCUUAUGUAAUGAUGAAUAGAUCCAAUAAGCACGUCUAUAAUAAUACAAAGUAAACUAUGAUUUUAUUGUGAAAUUCUCAUAGAUGGAAAAUUAAAGUGAAUAUUUAUUCUGUCCAUUUCAUUUUACAAUAAUCUUGCCACUUAUUUUUGUACCAUGUAUUUCAAUUGCCUGUUUAGUGAAAAAUAAAGAAACCUAUAAUUUU